This is a messenger RNA of Anopheles maculipalpis, 645 nucleotides long. RefSeq names its product protein dj-1beta-like. The transcript has 3 exons. Gene Ontology annotation, cellular component: cytosol; nucleus. The record is from RefSeq and is a predicted model, not a curated record. Gene Ontology annotation, molecular function: protein deglycase activity. Gene Ontology annotation, biological process: guanine deglycation, glyoxal removal; protein deglycation, glyoxal removal. NCBI's taxonomy places the organism in Eukaryota, Metazoa, Arthropoda, Insecta, Diptera, Culicidae. The coding region runs from base 1 to 645 and encodes 214 amino acids.
AUGGCGAAGUCUGCCAGAAACCUCAAGAAGCGCGCACUCGUUUUGAUUGCUAAUGGUUCGGAGGAAAUGGAGCUGGUUAUUACUGUUGAUGUUCUGCGCCGCUGUAAGAUCGGUGUAAUUGUGGCAUUGGUUCCGGGACCUGAAUCCGCCAAGGAUGACCUGAUUGCCCAUUGUUCCCGUGGCGUAAACGUAAAAGCCGACACGACACUGCAAGCGUACGUGCAGCAAUAUGCCGCCACCGAGGACGGACUGCCAGAUGCGAUUAUUUUGCCUGGUGGGCUUUAUGGAGCUAAAGCGAUGGCAGAAGCGCCAGACGUUGGUACACUGCUGGAGCGGCAACAGAAAGCGGGAAAGCUGGUGGCUGCUAUUUGUGCUGCACCAACGGUACUGCUUGCGCACGGUAAAUUGUUUGCUGGACGACGGCUAACGUCCUAUCCCGCGUUCCGGGAGCAAAUGGCGGAAGCUGGCUACGUGUGGGAAGAUCCGGCGGCCGCCGGUUCACCCCUGGGACGUGUCGUGCGGGAUGAUAAUCUCAUCACCAGCCUCGGACCGGCGACGACGUUCGACUUUGGAUUGGCUAUCGGGGCUGCACUUGCAGGACAGGAGGUGGCCGAUCAGGUGGCGGCCGAUUUGCUCUACAAGUGA